Messenger RNA from Callorhinchus milii (elephant shark), 8468 nucleotides. RefSeq names its product acetyl-CoA carboxylase alpha (gene acaca). Bases 803 to 7894 code for a protein of 2363 amino acids. Gene Ontology annotation, molecular function: metal ion binding; ATP binding; acetyl-CoA carboxylase activity. Gene Ontology annotation, biological process: fatty acid biosynthetic process. The record is from RefSeq and is a predicted model, not a curated record. Lineage: Eukaryota; Metazoa; Chordata; Chondrichthyes; Chimaeriformes; Callorhinchidae. The transcript is spliced from 56 exons.
GUAUAUAUAUAUAUACACACACAUAUAAAAGACACAGGGUGACCUGUGAGAAAGGUGCUGAUCAACAACGGAUCUUGUAGCUAGACACCCACACGCCCACACACGUGUGUUUAUUUCCUGCCUCGCUAACUAAUCGUAUUAUAGUAUUAUGGAGGUAUUCAGCCUACGGUGCAAAUUGGAAUUUGGAUGGAAUAAAGCAGGUGGCACUGAGCUACUUUAGAGUCUGCAUUGACUUUUUCACUCUGUGGUUUACAGGACGUCACUGGCACAAUUGAGCUGCCGCCUUUGCCACCGUAACGACAUUGGCUGCAUUUCCAAACUCUUUUCGUGCGUAAAGCGUUUCGAGACGGUUGCUGGCACGUGAGAGGUGCUGCGCUCGUGCGAGGCCGCUGUUGUUGCUGUAGGUUGGCAUAGCUCUGAUUUUUAAGAUUUACGCCCCAGAAUUCUGGAUUCUCUCACCAGAGGAAGUAGUUUUUCUGUAUCUCUCCCCCUCCCCCAUCGAGUCCCUUUAUCAUUUUAAACCCGUCGAUCAGGUCGCUGCCACUCCGACUAGUGCAGUGUCAGAGAUGGAGUUGCCUCUGAAUGAGAAGCAGGCGGUGCGAGUUCACAGGCGGUAUGUGCUCUCUUAUCUUGUGCCUUGGCAGCCUGUGUGACGUGGAAACCACAAGUGCAGACAAAGCCGGAGACGGAGAAAGCCACAGUUUACGUUCACUCGCAGACAGUUUAGACUGUCGCACAAGGUCUGCUUGUUCUUUCCGGGAGUGUUGAUUAUCCCGACGGACUAAGGGACAGAGGGAGCAGUAUGUGUGACCAGGAGGCUGGGGGCUCAGUGCCUGAUGCCGAACCAGCCUGUCAGCACCACAAGUUCAUCAUCGGCUCUGUGUCGGAGGACAACUCGGAGGACGAGGUAGGGAUGAGCAGCAAGUCGGACAUCCUGGAGGACAAGGAGCGUUCCCUGUCACCCUCAUCGUCCGUCAACUCCGAUGACGUGGGGCUGGGCAACGACGUACUCUCUCUGCACAUGAGACCCAGCAUGUCGGGGCUGCACUUGGUGAAGCAGGGCCGGGAGCACAAGAGGUUCGAGCUGCAGAGGGACUUCACAGUGGCUUCUCCAGCGGAGUUCGUGACCAGGUUCGGGGGCAAUAAAGUCAUCGAGAAGGUGCUGAUCGCCAACAAUGGGAUCGCAGCUGUCAAGUGCAUGAGGUCCAUCCGGCGUUGGUCGUACGAGAUGUUUCGCAACGAGCGGGCUAUUCGGUUCGUGGUCAUGGUAACCCCGGAGGACCUGAAGGCGAACGCAGAGUACAUCAAAAUGGCGGAUCACUAUGUGCCUGUACCCGGGGGCCCCAACAACAACAACUACGCAAACGUUGAGCUCGUCUUGGACAUCGCCAAGCGCAUCCCAGUCCAGGCUGUCUGGGCUGGCUGGGGCCAUGCUUCGGAGAAUCCCAAACUGCCCGAACUCCUGCACAAACACGGCAUCGCCUUUAUGGGUCCCCCCAGCCAGGCCAUGUGGGCGCUCGGUGAUAAGAUCGCCUCCUCCAUCGUGGCACAGACGGCGGGGAUUCCAACCCUUCCCUGGAGCGGCAGCGGCCUCAUGAUUGAAUGGCAGGAGAACGACCCCAGGAAACUCAUAAAAGUGGAUGGCGACCUGUACGAGAAAGGCUGCAUAACUGAUAUCGAGAGCGGCUUAAAGGCUGCGGAGGACAUCGGCUACCCGUUGAUGAUCAAAGCAUCGGAGGGCGGAGGUGGGAAGGGAAUUAGGAAAGUCAACAACCCUGAUGAUUUCUCAAACCUUUUCAGACAGGUCCAGGCAGAGGUGCCAGGGUCUCCUAUCUUUGUGAUGCAGCUGGCAAAGCAUGCCCGGCACCUGGAGGUGCAGAUCCUGGCUGACCAGUACGGCAACGCCAUCUCCCUGUUCGGCCGCGACUGCUCCGUCCAGCGUCGGCACCAGAAGAUCAUCGAGGAAGCCCCCGCCACCAUCGCCCCCUCCCUGGUGUUUGAGGAGAUGGAGCAGUGCGCAGUGAAGCUGGCUAAGAUGGUGGGCUACAUGAGCGCAGGGACGGUGGAGUAUCUGUACAGUCAGGACGGCAGCUUUUACUUCCUGGAGUUAAACCCCAGGCUCCAGGUGGAACACCCCUGCACCGAGAUGGUAGCGGACGUCAACCUUCCCUCCGCACAGCUACAGAUCGCAAUGGGAAUCCCGCUGCACAGGAUCAAGGAUAUCCGCGUGCUGUACGGUGUAGCCCCCUGGGCUGACCAGCCCAUCAACUUCGAGAAUUCGGCCAAUGCCCCCUCCCCCCGGGGUCAUGUCAUCGCUGCCCGGAUCACCAGCGAAAACCCCGACGAGGGGUUUAAGCCCAGCUCGGGGACGGUUCAGGAGCUGAAUUUCCGCAGCAGUAAGAACGUGUGGGGCUACUUCAGUGUGGCGGCGGCUGGGGGGCUGCAUGAGUUUGCGGAUUCUCAGUUUGGCCACUGCUUCUCCUGGGGGGAGAACCGGGAAGAAGCCAUCUCGAACAUGGUGGUGGCGCUGAAGGAGCUGUCGAUUCGAGGUGAUUUCAGGACCACUGUGGAGUAUCUGAUCAAACUCCUGGAGACCAAGAGCUUCCAGCAGAACAGCAUCGACACCGGCUGGUUAGACCGGCUCAUCGCUGAGAAAGUCCAGGCUGAGCGUCCGGACACGAUGCUGGGGAUUGUAUGCGGAGCUCUCCACGUGGCCGACAUCUCGUUCCGAAACAGCGUUUCCAACUUCCUGCAUUCGCUGGAGAGGGGUCAGGUGCUGCCAGCCCACACCCUCCUCAACACUGUGGACGUCGAGCUCAUUUACGAGGGGAUAAAGUACAUGCUGAAGGUCACUCGUCAGUCCCCCAACUGUUACGUGGUGAUCAUGAACAGUUCGUGUGUGGAGGUGGACGUUCACAGGCUCAGUGACGGAGGCCUCUUGCUCUCUUACGACGGCAGCAGCUACACCACCUACAUGAAGGAGGAAAUCGACAGGUACCGAAUCACCAUUGGCAACAAGACGUGUGUGUUCGAGAAGGAAAACGACCCCUCGCUCCUGCGCUCCCCCUCCGCGGGGAAACUGAUCCAGUACAACAUCGAGGACGGGGGACACGUCUUCUCCGGGGAAUGUUUCGCCGAAAUCGAGGUGAUGAAGAUGGUAAUGACCCUGACUGCCCAGGCCUCUGGCUGUAUUCACUAUGUGAAGCGAGUAGGAGCCGUGCUGGACCCAGGCUGCGUUAUCGCCAAAUUACAGCUGGACGAUCCUAGCCGAGUGCAGCAGGCGGAGCCGUUUACGGGGCCACUUGACCCCAUCCAGAGCCUGGCGCUGCGGGGGGAGAAGCUACACAGGGUCUACCACUACGUCCUGGACAAUCUGGGCAACAUCAUGAACGGUUACUGCCUGCCAGAGUAUUACUUUGCCAUCAAGGUGAAGGACUGGGUGGAGCGGCUGAUGAAGACCCUGAGGGACCCCUCGUUGCCCCUGCUGGAGCUGCAGGACAUCAUGACCAGCGUGUCGGGCCGCAUUCCCCCGGCCGUGGAGAAAUGCAUCAAGAAGGAAAUGGCGCAGUACGCCAGCAACAUCACCUCUGUCCUCUGCCAAUUCCCCAGCCAGCAGAUCGCCAACAUACUGGACAGCCACGCUGCGACACUCAACAGGAAGUCCGAGCGGGAGGUUUUCUUCAUGAACACGCAGAGCAUCGUGCAGCUGGUGCAGAGAUAUCGGAGUGGAAUCCGGGGUCACAUGAAAGCGGUCGUCAUGGACCUUCUCCGACAAUACCUGAAGGUUGAGAUCCAGUUCCAACAAGGCCACUAUGACAAGUGUGUGUUCGCUCUGCGAGAGGACCACAAGGGAGACAUGAGCACCGUCCUGAACUACAUCUUCUCCCACGCCCAAGUCACCAAGAAAAACCUGCUGGUGACAAUGCUCAUCGAUCAGCUGUGUGGCCGGGACCCUACCCUGACCGAUGAGCUGAUCGCUAUCCUGACGGAGCUGACUCAACUCAGCAAGACUACCAACGCCAAGGUGGCUCUGAGAGCCCGACAGGUCCUGAUCGCGUCGCACUUGCCGUCCUACGAGCUUCGGCAUAACCAGGUGGAGUCUAUCUUCCUCUCGGCCAUCGACAUGUACGGGCAUCAGUUCUGCAUCGAGAACCUCCAGAAACUCAUCCUGUCUGAGACCUCCAUCUUCGACGUGCUGCCCAACUUCUUCUACCACAGCAACCAGGUGGUGAGAAUGGCGGCUCUGGAGGUGUACGUCCGCAGGGCUUACAUCGCGUACGAGCUGAACAGCGUUCAACAUCGGCAGCUGCAGGACGGCACCUGCAUUGUGGAGUUCCAGUUUAUGCUGCCCACGUCCCACCCGAACAGAGGCAACAUCCCUACGCUGAACAGAAUGUCUUUCUCGUCCAACCUCAAUCACUACGGGAUGAUGCACGUGGCGAGCGUGAGCGACGUACUGUUGGACACGGCCUUCACUCCCCCCUGCCAGCGCAUGGGGGCCAUGGUCUCCUUCCGCACUUUCGAGGACUUUGUCAGAAACUUCCAGGAAGUGACCAGCUGUUUCUCCGACUCCCCGCCCCCAAGCCCCACCUUCCCCGAACCGGGACAUGCCUCCCUGUACGACGAGGACGACAAUAAGAGUAUGAGAGACGAACCCAUUCACAUCCUCAACGUGGGCAUCAAAAUAGACAAUGGCAUUGAUGACGAAGGGUUGGCGGUGAUGUUUGAGGAGUUCAUGCAUUCCAUGAAAUCUGUUCUGAUCGACCACGGCAUUCGUCGUUUGACCUUUCUUGUGGCUCAGAAGGAUUUCAGGAAACAGUGCAACUACGAGGUGGAUCAAAGAUUCCACAGAGAAUUCCCCAAGUUCUUUACUUUCCGAGCAAGAGACAAGUUUGAGGAGGACAGGAUUUACCGGCACCUGGAGCCGGCUCUGGCUUUCCAGCUGGAGCUAAACCGGAUGCGGAACUUCGACCUGACAGCCAUGCCUUGUGCCAACCACAAGAUGCACCUGUACCUGGGGGCGGCCAAGGUGGAGGCGGGGACCGAGGUGACGGACUACAGGUUCUUCGUGCGGGCCAUCAUCCGCCACUCCGACCUGGUCACCAAGGAGGCCUCGUUCGAGUACCUGCAGAACGAAGGGGAGCGGCUGCUGCUGGAGGCCAUGGACGAACUGGAGGUGGCGUUUAACAAUACCAACGUGCGAACCGACUGCAACCACAUCUUCCUCAACUUCGUGCCCACGGUCAUCAUGGACCCCUCCAAGAUUGAGGAGUCCGUGCGGAGUAUGGUGAUGAGGUACGGCAGUCGGCUGUGGAAACUGCGGGUGCUCCAAGCCGAGCUGAAGAUCAACAUCCGCCUGACUCCCACGGGGAAGGCCAUUCCCAUCCGCCUCUUCCUAACCAACGAGUCCGGUUACUACUUAGACAUCAGCCUGUACAAGGAGGUGACCAACUCCAGGACCGGACAGGUCCCCCAUACACAAUACACCAAUCCCUGUGGCAGAGAGGGCAGAGAGAUCAUGUUCCAGGCUUACGGAGAUAAGCAGGGUCCUCUGCACGGAAUGCUGAUCAACACACCCUACGUCACCAAGGACCUGCUCCAGUCUAAACGUUUCCAGGCUCAGUCCCUCGGAACCACUUACGUGUACGACUUUCCGGAAAUGUUCCGACAGGCUCUACUCAAACUGUGGACCUCGAUGGAAAUCCAAGCCCAUUUACCGGAAUGUUCCCUGUCCACCGAGAUCCUGACAUACACGGAGCUGGUGCUGGACAGUCAGGGACAGCUGGUGCAGAUGAACCGACUUCCGGGAGGGAACGAGAUCGGAAUGGUGGCCUGGAAGAUGCACCUCAAGUCUCCCGAGUACCCCAAGGGUCGGGACAUCGUGGUCAUCAGCAACGACAUCACCCACAGGAUUGGCUCCUUCGGGCCGCAGGAGGACAUCCUGUUCCUGAGGGCCUCCGAGCUCGCCCGAUCCAAGGGCAUCCCGCGCAUUUAUAUCGCGGCAAACAGCGGAGCCAGGAUCGGUUUGGCCGAGGAGAUCAGGCACAUGUUUCACGUGGCCUGGGAGGACUCUACCGACCCGUACAAGGGGUUCAAGUAUCUGUACCUCACACCCCAGGACUAUAAGAAAGUCAGCGCCUUGAACUCCGUGCACUGUGAGCACGUGGAGGACAAGGGAGAGUCUCGGUACAAAAUAACGGACAUUAUCGGGAAGGAGGACGGUCUGGGGGUGGAGAACCUGAGGGGGUCAGGAAUGAUUGCCGGGGAAUCAUCGUUGGCAUACGAAGAGACGAUCACCAUGAACCUGGUCACUUGCCGUGCAAUCGGGAUCGGGGCUUAUCUGGUCCGUCUCGGACAGAGGACCAUCCAGGUGGAGAACUCGCACAUCAUCUUGACUGGAGCCGGGGCCUUGAACAAGGUGCUUGGCAGAGAGGUCUACACGUCCAACAACCAACUGGGGGGAAUCCAGAUAAUGCACAACAAUGGAGUGACCCACGCAACCGUCUUUGAUGACUUUGAGGGAGUUGUGAUCAUCCUCCAGUGGCUGUCCUACAUGCCAAAGGACACAGCCAGUCUGGUGCCCAUCCUGAACCCUAAGGAUUCCAUCGACCGGACGGUCGAGUUUGUCCCAACCAAAGCUCCCUAUGACCCACGGUGGAUGCUCGCUGGGCGUCCUCAUCCAACGCAAAAAGGACAAUGGCAGAAUGGCUUCUUUGACUACGGUUCCUUCAUGGAGAUCAUGCAGCCGUGGGCACAGACUGUGGUGGUGGGAAGAGCAAGAUUGGGAGGGAUUCCGGUUGGAGUGGUUGCCGUGGAGACCAGGACGGUGGAGUUGUCCAUCCCAGCAGACCCUGCAAACCUGGACUCGGAAGCCAAGAUAAUCCAGCAGGCCGGGCAGGUGUGGUUCCCCGACUCGGCUUUCAAGACGUCGCAAGCCAUAAAGGAUCUGAACCGGGAGGGUCUCCCCCUCAUGGUGUUUGCCAACUGGCGAGGCUUCUCCGGUGGGAUGAAAGAUAUGUACGAUCAGGUGCUGAAGUUCGGAGCGUAUAUUGUGGACGGGCUGCGGGAGUACAGGCAACCCAUGCUGGUCUAUAUCCCCCCCCACGCCGAGCUCAGGGGGGGUUCCUGGGUCGUGAUCGACCCGACCAUCAACCCCAGGCAUAUGGAGAUGUACGCCGACAAGGAGAGCAGAGGUGGGGUUCUGGAGCCCGAAGGCACGGUGGAGAUCAAGUUCAGGAAGAAGGACCUGGUGAAAACCAUGCGGCGAGUGGAUCCUGUGUACACACGUCUCGCCGAGCGCCUGGGCACCCCGGAGCUGAGCGCUGCAGAGCGUAAAGAUCUGGAGGCUAAGCUGAAGGAGAGGGAGGAGUUCCUGCUGCCGAUUUACCAUCAGGUGGCGGUGCAGUUCGCUGAUCUUCACGACACGCCUGGCCGCAUGCAGGAGAAGGGGGUCAUCACGGAUGUCCUGGAAUGGCCGACCUCCCGCACCUUCUUUUACUGGCGUUUGAGGCGGCUGCUGCUGGAGGACGUUGUGAAGACGAAGAUUGUUCAGGCCAACGGAGAGCUGACAGAUGGGCAGAUCCAGGCCAUGCUUCGUCGCUGGUUCGUGGAGGCUGAGGGGGCCGUCAAGGCCUAUCUGUGGGACAACAACAAGGAUGUGGUGCAGUGGCUGGAGAAACAGCUACAGGAGGAGGAGGGAGCUCGCUCGGUCAUCGACGAGAACAUCAAGUACAUCUCCCGAGACUACAUCCUCAAGCAGAUCCGCAGCCUGGUGCAAGCCAAUCCUGAAGUUGCCAUGGACUCUAUCGUACACAUGACCCAACACAUCUCCCCGACCCAGAGAGCAGAGAUCGUGCGCAUUCUAUCGACGAUGGACACCCCUGCUUCUACAUAGAGGGCAAAGAUGGACUGGAGCCCUAGUCACACAGAGGGAGAGAGACACACGCACACCCACUCAGCCCACAUCACAACGGCCUUACAGAUGGCAAUAUCGAUACCUACAGCCAACCUCUCCAGUAAAUUGGUCAUUGGGAACACUCUUAAGCCAGGCAAGGCAAAAUGCACCCUCCCAAUGCAAUGGUGUGUGUUGUGUGUGUGUAUAUAUAUAAUAUAUAUAGACCAGUGUUUCUGAAGCGUAAAAGGAUGGAUUCUGUUUAACGAAAUGUAAUGGAUGAUGUAACACACAUCAUUGACACUAACUAAACUCAACCUGAGAUCACACCACAUUGUGAGAGGUCAGUCAGUAGUGGUUGUGAAUAGGAUGAUGCCUUAAAAGAUACAGCGUCUCUUCCCUUCACCCAUCCACCUCCCCCCUACCCCCUCCCUUGACCUUUUGUUUUCUGGUUAUGUGUCAAACGUUAGUGAUGUAAUCUGUACACUACAGUCUCUCUGUGAAGCUCACCCGUUAGCUUGUCUGGCUAAGGGUAGGCUGCGACCUCCUGAUUUAAGCUCACCAGCCCCCCCCCCCC